CACCAGCGUGCUUGUAGCAAAUGUGGGUAGAGUCCUUCCCAAAUCUUUGUUCGCGAAGCCUAGCCAUGAUAAUGAUGAUUAAUGUUUACUGAGGAAAUCAGUAUAUUUUCCACUGAUUUAUUCUGGUUUAACCUGUGUUAGCAGUUUGGUGUUACUUGUUUUCUUGAUUGUCUGCAAAUCCCUCCUUUGGUUCUGAGCAAACUGACAUUAUUUUUCAUUUUGUUGAUGGCGAGUGCCUUUUCCCCCCACUUAUUUAGGAGUGGGGAGUACUGAGGCAUUGAACAGGACUGUGACAUCAAUGACUUCACAGUUUUUAGGAGUGUGUGACACUUCUGCCUCUUGAAAUUUUCCUCUGAGCCCUGUCUCCUUACUGGAGUAACUGUUCAAAGUUUAGCAUCAUACAUUCAUGGUACUUCACAGAAAAUCUGGAGGUUAUUUUCAGGUGGUUCUUGCUUAAUCCCGCAUUCCCUCAUCCCAUUUUUCAAUCUAGGAUUCUCACAUAAGUAUCUUUAUUCCUUCUUAAAUUGGAUAGAAGCAGUACUGCUGAGGACAAGCUGCUGGGAGGUUUUUAAGAUUAGCGGAUAUACCCUCUGUAUCCCAGAGGGAGAAAUGAAUUAAGAUGGCAAAUCCUUCCUAAUAGCUAUGAUGCUAAAGCCCCAAUCUUUUUCUGAUAUCUAGAAUGCAACAGACAGGAACUCCUAGUUAGCAAAGUGAGGCUUCAGUGGUGAUCACAUCAGCAAGUAGCAAGGAAGAAGUAGAUGUCUGGGUAUAUAAAUACCUAUAGAUUGGUAUAUGACUGUGUCCUGCCUGAUAUUUAAGGGUUUUGGAAUGAGGUGAUCUUUAAGGUUCCUCACAACCCAAACCAUUUUGUGGUUCUGAGUAUAAAAACAAUUGAGCCAGAAAGCUAAACACACACACAAACUGAAAUAGUGCUGAAGAAAAGAAAAUUGCUUCCAAAUGUUUGACUUCAAAGCUUGCAAUAUAUGCCUUCACAUCUGUAUGGUUACUAAUAUAAGGUAUUGUAAGUCUUGAAAAUACAUGUAGUUCUUCCUCUGAUUAUCAUAUAGAAGAAGUUUCAGAGCUGUUUGUAGGCAGCACCUUACCCUUUCUCUGAGGCGUGGGUUAAGUACAGAUGAGGAAUGCUCUGCAGUGUGAUUUCAGAGCCCAUCUGAUUGUAUUCUUUUUUUUAACAAGCAGCUCAGUCCCGGCGCACUUUCCCCGGGUUGUGUGCUCAUUCAUUCACAGGGCAGCUGGAACGUGCCAGGUGUUUGCCUUGGGGAGAAAUCCCAGCACACGGAGGAUUUCUCCGGUGGUGGAUCCUCCCCCAUCACGCGGCAGAGCUGGACCAAAGCCGCAGAUGUGCUGCGUGUGGAGCCACUACCUCCCUUCCCAAUGGAACGAAACGCUGCCCUGAGGUUCUUGCUGCUGUUCCUGUGUGUGGGAUCCGGGGUGUCCGUGGAGCAAACGACUGUGACGUCAGGAAACAGUUCACAUGAAUUCUCAGAUCAAGAUUCUCUGCAGAGAAAUGAUCAACAUUACGAAGGUGGCGUGAAGCCAAAAUUGAAUGUCAGUCAAGUGGCAAUUGCGCAGGUUGUCAGCCACAACUUCAACAGGGAAGGGCAGUGGGAAGGAGCAUUCUGGAGGCGGUUCUCCCACAGCCACCACAGCCCCCUCAAUGUCACGAUCAAUGGCAUCCCCUGCAUCCUUUUCUGGGCCAAGAGGAUCAUGAUCAGGCUUGAAAACCACACUCAGCUGGACUUGACAGAGAAGGCAUUUGGUGUCCAUGCCACAGUGGAUGUUGGAGACUCAAACUGCAGUGAAGACAGUGCAAUGCUUUCUCUGAAGUUUGGGGACAUUGGCAAUCUAAAGGGACUAGUUAUCAGGUUCUUGCUGACCACCAGCUACUACCAGCUAUCUGUUCAGAACUGGUUCAGCCUGCACAGGCUGCAGCUGCUCUACAACCACUCGGUGCAGGCGACGUUCAAUGCGACCCGAAUCCAUGCGCCGGCGACUUACUCCUACCACUGCGACCAUGUGAGCAGCCUGCAGAGAUACGAUGCUCUCCUCAUUCCCAGCUCUGCAAAUGACCUCUCACAGCUCUGGGAAGUCACUUUUAUUGAUUUCCAGAUCCAAGGUUUUAACAUCCAGGAAGGACAUUUUGCCUAUGCAAAGGACUGUGCAUCCUUCUUCUCUCCAGCAAUACUGAUGGGACUGGUGAUGUCCCUGAUCCUGCUGCUGGUCCUUGCCUAUGCCCUUCACAUGCUGAUCCACCUCAAAUCCCUUGACAGGCAUCAUGAGUGCAAAGCUUCUCCUGCCUAUUUUGCACAGAUGAAAGACAACGACAUGGGAGAUGAGAAGGAGCCACUGAGAAACAGUGGGAAUGAGUCCUAUGAACUUAGAAACAAGCAGUUUGGUAAAAUCUAUAUUUAGCAAUGUGCAUCUAAGUGAAACAAGAGGUAUUUUCUUCUGCUGGCACUGUUGUGUGUAGUUGGCGCAGGUCUUUCACCAGCUGAUGAAAGGAAAAGUAGGUAACAGACUGUUUAACUGGUUAUUUAUUGAUCAUCAUCUUAAAGACGCCUUGGGAAACAAGCUGAGAUAAAAAAAAUUCCAUUGUGAAUAAGAGAUUCAUGUUAUGGGACUUUAUUCCUGUAGCAAAAAGCCAAAAUGCAUAGCUUUUCAUCCUGCUUACAAGGUCUCGAAGAGAGAAUCAGUAAUGAAGACUGAAAUCAAAUAAAGAUACUAAAUAUAUAUGUAUCUAUAUAUAGAUAGAUAGAUAUAGAUGUAAAUCUCUUAGCUUGUUCUUUCAGAAGGCGAGAUAUUUCCUUAUUUUGUAUUUCCUCUGUGUCUUGACAAAAUAUCAUAAAUUUCUUUCUCAGGAUGUGCUUUCCUUUUAUUUUCCAAAUGACAUCCCUUCCUCUUAGUCGUCAUAAACUCCUUUUCCUUCAGAGCCACUUAAGCUGUGUUUUUAUCCGCAGUGAUGGCUCCAGAACAGCAGCAUCCUGAUACUUCCCUGUGUCUGAGCUGGAGGCUUACUCUGAGGAUCCAGUGGGAGAGCACCAGACAUCUGGUCAAAGGCUUACCCUUAACUUCCUGGCUCAACUGCACGCCAGAAGAGGGAUUAUGAGCAUUAUACCCUGUAAUUCAAGGUUAAUUUCUUUCCUAUGAAAUCCCAUCAGUCUCCCUUGUGAAUUUUACCUGAAUGGGGGUAACCAGUGCUAUAAUUCAAAAUCUAUAUAAGCAAAGCGGAGGAAGCUCCUUAGCAGUGAAAAGGUACUGUGAUAUGAUUUUCAGUGCUCUGUCUGAGCAUUUAGGACACGGUGGUCCUCAAACUUGUCCUUUCUUCCAUUAGAGGCAAAGUUUGGGAACUCCAAAUUAGCCAUGAUUUGGCCCUGAUUUCUAGUAAGGAAGAGCACAGUAACAUACCAACUAUAGUGCUUUUAAGUUAUAAGUAAUACUAUGUAAUAGUAAGUAAUAAUAUGUUAGAAAAUCUUCUACAAAUGCAGAUUUAGCAGGCAUGUUUUAUGCCUGUUUAAUUUUAGAUAAUAGAACUAAUUAGUUGUUUGUAGUCUUUGUAAACUAUACUGCAGUGGUUUUUAAACACCUUGAGAGGUGUCCAAAGAUCUCCUAAUUAUUAGGUAGGCAUUCCUGAAUAUUUCCUGGUUUGUUGAAGUUUAUGCAGUUUGAAAUAGAGAUUCUGGAGAUUCUCAAUAAGUGAUGCUGGAGAUGCAUCAUUAAGGUGAAAGGUACCAAUUAAAUAUUGCUGAGCCAUCAGCAGUGACACACAGGUGGAACCCAAAUCAGUUGGUUGAUUUAGAGAAGUACUUCAGAGGGAAAACACAUAACCAGAAGUAAGGACUUACCACAGCUGCCUGUGGGCAGCUGCUGCCAAACUGUCAUUUGUUUCAUAAAGGAAACAAGCGAAACAAUGAAUGCCUGGGAACCUGAGUGAGGUUAACAAGAGAAGGUGCAAAUCAAAACCAGGGUAUUCCCUGCUGCGUGGCAAAACACUCUCCAGCUUGGUGCCCUCUGCUUGCACCCAGUGGGGACAGAUGUUGGCAGUUGUUAGAGAGAGUUCAGGAUGCCAGUGCUAAAUAGGUGAUGCUCCCUGUGGUCUGGAGAGCAGUGCUGUCAUGCCCUGGGGGUUGGGAAAUUAAAACCUGACACCAGUCAGUGGCAGCCUGUCAAAAUGACUGUCAGUCACUGGUGUGAAACGCUCACCCUGCUGAGCCAAGCACGGCAGCGCUUCCUGAACCUUGUGUUCUCUAGGACACAAAGGCACUUCUUCCUCCCACAAAGGUCAUUUAUCCUUCUAGUUACUGUCUGAUGGUGCUGUCAGGGUAAUUCUUACCUGUCAUUUUCUUGCAUGUUUUAAAUGGGCAAAAUUAGCCCUGUUGCUGUGAGAGAUUCUUACAACUCUGAGACUGGGAAUAAGAGAGAUACCCUCCAGUCAUAUCCCUCAAUCAUCAUGUCCUUUUCCAACCCAACUGUGUUCUCUGGACUUUGAGGGUGAAUAUCUGCUGGCUUUGUGCUUGAGAGACUCAUCACUGCAAACCUGCAGUGUGUAACAGUUCAGGUUUUUUUGGCGCAGACUUUAAUGAUGUGUGUGGCCCUUUUAGCAGGAAGACACUUGACCAAAAGAUAGGAAUUUGUACCUGCUGAUUUACAAGGCAAACUUUAGAAUAAAACAGAGUGAAAAAAAUGAAAAGGAGAGGUAAAAGUAAAAAAAAUUGCCAAGAAAAAUAAAAUUUGUUUCCUUUUAUCAGCUCCUCCUAAACUAUGACACAACUGGUAUUAUCCCCAGGAUCCACUGGGACAAGGUGCAUAGGUAGUAGUUAUCUCUGCUGUGACUUUUAGUGUUGCAGUCUUUCAUGGUAGUGGAAGGUGACUCUACUCCUCCAUGUAUCCCCUGUAUCAUCACAAAUCUACUCAAGUGCCAGCAAGAGUCAGAAAGGAUAAACACACUAAUUGAAUUAGACAGGAAAUACAGUGCUCAUCAUAGGACUGGAAUGAUGAACCUUAUGUUUGUAAAGAGUUAAUGGUGCAUUAGUGGAAAGAGCACCAGAAGAAAAAAAUUGAUCAUAAUUGCAGUUUCUGUCUCCUUGUGCCAUGUAUAAAGGCAAGCACCCAUGGUUGAAAAAGAUGAAAAUGUGUGGCUUUGCAUUCCCACUAAGCUGUAUUUUCUGUGAACCAAGCAAUCCUUAUCAAAUGCACAUUUUGGAGCAACAGGGACAGUCCAUUGCCCUGAAAGAAGGAGUCCUGAAAGAAGAAAAUUCAAGUUAAAAUUAUUUGUGUGCUACAGAAAUAAGCUACAUUGGUACUAACAGACUCAUUAAUAAAAGAUAAGCUUUUUUUA
This is a messenger RNA of Pipra filicauda (Wire-tailed manakin), 5353 nucleotides long. RefSeq names its product ATPase H+ transporting accessory protein 1 like (gene ATP6AP1L). Bases 1393 to 2430 code for a protein of 345 amino acids. Lineage: Eukaryota; Metazoa; Chordata; Aves; Passeriformes; Pipridae. The record is from RefSeq and is a predicted model, not a curated record. The transcript is spliced from 7 exons. Gene Ontology annotation, cellular component: proton-transporting V-type ATPase complex.